This is a messenger RNA of Ogataea philodendri, 270 nucleotides long. RefSeq lists its product as uncharacterized. Lineage: Eukaryota; Fungi; Ascomycota; Pichiomycetes; Pichiales; Pichiaceae. The record is from RefSeq and is a predicted model, not a curated record. Gene Ontology annotation, cellular component: chromosome. The coding region runs from base 1 to 270 and encodes 89 amino acids. Gene Ontology annotation, molecular function: ATP binding; protein binding. Gene Ontology annotation, biological process: chromosome organization. The transcript has a single exon.
AUGGCCGUAAAGCAUAUUAUUCCUUUGGAUAAGGUUAUUUCCAGACCAUUGAAUCAAAAUAAGCUUAAACUUGCCAAACAAUUAGCACCAGGUAAAGUGGAACUUGCUCUAAACCUUAUUGGCUAUAGUGAUGAAGUUGUUAAAGCAAUGGAGUUUAUAUUUGGUAAUAGUUUGAUAUGUGAUGAUGCAGAAACAGCAAAGAAGAUAACAUUUAAUCCGGGUAUAAGGACGAGAAGCAUAACCUUGGAAGGUGAUAUUUACGAUCCCUAG